Molecule: messenger RNA, 4048 nt
Organism: Linepithema humile (Argentine ant)
Lineage: Eukaryota; Metazoa; Arthropoda; Insecta; Hymenoptera; Formicidae
Product: twisted gastrulation protein homolog 1-A
Biological process (GO): regulation of BMP signaling pathway
Source: RefSeq, a predicted model, not a curated record
AAAAAACGAACGACAAGUGUUCUCCACCGCUCCUCGACGCCGAUUUCCGAGCGAGCGACCGCGAGAUUCGCACGACGCAGUGCGUCGCGAUGCGUCGCAGCGCGGUAACGUCGUAACGUAACGGCGCGUGCAUCCGAAACGAACGCGGCGCGUGCGAACGCAUGCGGAAUUCCCGGUGCAUCCUUCGCGCCGGAUGGGAGACACCGAGCGCGCCGCCGUCGAGCAGGAAGAGGAUUCUCGCCAACGACGCUCGUCACUUCACGAGUUUAUUUUGACGACGGAUCACCCUAUACGCGCUACGCUCGUGCGAAGCGAGAGUCGAAGUGUCGUAAACACGCUGUGAUGUAGUGUGUGAGAGAUUCUCGUGAGAAACGUUUAUCGAACACACGAUCGAGAGAUACGUCGGCGAACAUUUGCGUGAGCGCGGGGCUCGAUCGACGAUUAUUGCCGCUGAGAUUCUGUGAAAAUUUGCAAGAUUUUUGUUUGUUACUGUGCAAGGACUGAAUUGACUGGAGUCACCGCAGGUGCGUCUUAUUCUCCAUCGCGCUUAGAGAUUUAAAUAACUCAUCUCGGAGUGAAUUCAAAGGGAGACGCGGCUACGAGUUCUGGGCAGUUUGACAUUUCGCCGAAAUCGCGAAGGGACGCUCUUCGCAAGAGGAUGGGAGGAAGGAUUUCGCCUCUCGCCGAGGAAACAUGUCCCGCGGCGGUCGUCGCAACGCGCGAACCGGUUACGCGCUCUUAAAAUAGUUUCUCACGCGCGUAGGUAACUGGCGCGCACCGCCGUCCCGCCGCUGGAACACGCCAACGCCAGUUGCCAGUUGUCGUUAUGGAUAUGUGAUUCAAGGAUAGAUUUUCUUGUAUCUCAGUAUCUUUCUUCAGUUCGAAGCUCACACACAAAAUAAGAAAAUAUUUACGUGCGUGAAAAGACUUAGUAAAAUAUCUUAUUAUUUUAACAGGAUGAGAAGCUUAAACAUGCUGAUCGCGGCCAUUGUCGCGAUUUUGUACUUGACGCUCUCGACGAAACAUUCGGAAGCAUGUAACGAAUCGAUCUGUGCAAGCGUCGUGAGCAAAUGUAUGCUCACACAAAGUUGCAAGUGCGACCUGGUCACAUGCACUUGUUGCAAGGAAUGUUUCUCGUGUCUAAGCCAUCUGUACGACGAGUGCUGUUCAUGCGUAGAUCUAUGCCCGAAGCCAAACAUCACCGAUAACCCGUUGAGCAAGAAAUCUCACGUGGAGGAUUUCAGCGUGCCAGUGCCCGCGCUCUUCGUAGCGCUCACAUCAGAGGAGGACGUGCUCGGGCGAUGGCUCACGUUAACAUUUCCCGUAGAUUACGAUUCGAAGGUAUUUGCGCACGAGAAGGAAAUAAAAUACUAUACGCAAACGGAAGAGGAACAACACCCUCUGAAACCAAACAUUGUAACGGUGAACUGCACCGUCGCGUUCAUGGCGCAAUGCAGCUCUUGGAACAAAUGUAAAGCGUCCUGUCAGAGCAUGGGCGCUUCGAGCUACAGAUGGUUUCACGACGGCUGUUGCGAAUGCAUAGGCGAGAGAUGCAUAAACUACGGGAUCAACGAGUCGAGAUGCACGCACUGUCCGCUGGACAAGGAUGACGACAUAGAGGAACCGUACGACGAUUACGGUCAGGCCGAUGAAGACCUGAUGACCGAGGAUGAGGAUUAAGAUCGAGGAAGUGCUUUGACCGCGAGAAAGACAUUUGUUCUUCCGAUGACAAUGACGUCAGGGAAUUGACUCUUGUAACGAAUCGUUUCUUGUUAUCGCGUUGAAACGCUUUUUCAGAUUUUAGUAGUCCUUGAUUCUAAACCGUCGUACAUUUGGAAUUUUACUUCUAGAAAUCAAUUAUUCAGCAUUAGCGAAUUAUUGAAUAAAAAUAAAAUAAAAUUCACAAAUGUAUAAUCUUAGUUUAGAACAUCGUAUAUCUUAAGAGUGAAUUUUUAUGAAUUAUUUAAUUAUACGGGAAUAUAAUUUUUUUUAAUCCUAAUGCGACAAGGGUGACUCAAAACGUCGAGUCGACAGACGAAUCAAAACACGAUUAUUCUACAGCCACCCUGGUCUCUGUACAUGACUGCAGUGACAUGUAUAAAUGUAGUCUUUCCUUUCUUUUUUUGUUUUCUUCUUUUAUUAAGAAUAUACUCGAGAAGCGUUAGAUUAUCGUACAGCGUCGAGGAUCUUUAUUAUCGCGUUCGUGCCAUAAAUAAAAUUGUACAUACAUCAAAUCGCUCUCGAGAAUAUUGAGAUCGUUUUACACAUACAAGACACCUCAAAACUUUUCCGAAAGGAAACUAUGAGUUACAAUACCGCUGGUAAAUUUCCGGAUAUUGAAUGUCGCUCGCAGUGACAAUUUUAAAGCAUCUUAAUUAUCCUGCUAAUCUCUGCUAAUCAUAUUAGAAUUAUAUAUUAUUUUGAAAACUAAUAUCUCAUUUUAGAGUAAGGCGUGCCCAAUUAUCUUAACAAAUAAUUUCGUUUUAUUCGACUCAAAUUUAUAUCUAACAUGCAAAUGUAUUGAACUUUUAUUCCUGUAAUAAAGUUCAUGUGUAAAAAGUGUUUAGGGAUUUACGAGCGGUACUGCAUACUAUAACGGUGGUGUACACGCACUCGCGAUUAGAGCAGGCAAUGUAAAAUACGCCUUGUUUUCCUCGAGCGGAAUGUGAUAUGCUUCGGGAUCGAUUGAGUAAUAAUAUUUAGCGAGGUGUGCGGAGACACUCUCGAAGUUCAAGUUAUCCAUGUACAAUAGAAAUAACGACCACACAUGCACGCACUUCGGUAUCAAGGAAUAUUCGAGAGAUCGGAGAGAGUAUCUUCCCGAAAAAUCUCACGAAUGAACGGAACGAUAGUCUGGAUCACGCAUACAUCUGUAUAUACGAGUUUUAACAACGUGCAGCGUCCAUUUCUGAACACGAGAGCGGAGCCUCACUCCGUAACAUUUAUAGCAGACAGAACUAUUUCAAAUGCGACGUUCUGAAGUAUAGUUCUUCUGCAACAUAUGUUUGUAUGGUGGUGUUGCGGUCUGCAUGGUGUUUCGGUUUAUAAUAAUAUCAUAAAUGUUACGAGGUGACAUCCUGUAUAACGUUCUUUAUAUAAUUUUACUAUCGUUAGUUGCACACUCAAUAUGCACAUACUAACUUGUACCGCGCUCGCAAAUAUCAAACAUGUAUACAUCACGAAUAAAAUUGGUCGAAUUACUAGCUGAACUGACAGAUCAAUAAAUUCCGUUCAACGGUAUACCUUUGGAUCAUUCGAAUCGCCAAACAUACCCAGACUUGGUCUUCCUUUAAUAAUUUUCUAUCCAAUCGAUCUGUCCGAUAGAAUAACAACAUUAAAAAUAAAAAGUUUUAUAUUAUGUAUUUUUCUGAUAUGCAAUAUUCAUUCAGAAAUCGAGAAAGAUUGUUUUAGAGUUCAGUGAUCCAAAGGUUGAAUUUUCAUUUCGGACACAUUUCAAAUACGAAGAACAUUGUUUAAGUGGGUGGAUGUUCAUCUUGUACUUCAUUGCUCUCUGGCAAUUUGAUGAAGGACAGAUCGCCGCCGCUCCACAUCGAGUACAAUUGCGACCUCGUACACUCCUAGAAUCAUCGAUAUUUACGCUAUAUGAAAGAGGAGAAAGAGAGAGAGAGAGAGAGAGAGAGAGAGAAAGAGAGAGAGAGAGAAAGAGAGAAAGAGAGAAGAGCAAGAGAGCAAACGGAAAAUUAACUUCCAACAACAUCGAAGCGUUGUGUAAUAUAACGGAAUGGUUGUAAAUAGAGGAAAGCAAUCGCAGCGAGUAAGAGUAAUUCGUACGCCAUCAUUUUUUGACUGCAUAAAUCCUACAAAUAUAUCUUUUCUGUCGCGUUAUGCUUUAGCAAUUUUGUUUGAAUCUUCUUUUGAACGUUUCAUGUAUAUAAAUCUAUAUACGUAGAGUUUGUCUCUCCUUCGAAUCAAAAGCUGAAAUUUGUGAUCGGCAAAAAUGUCGGUGUACGAACACCUUUUUUUUAUUGUGUAUCGAUAUCAGGAUGAAGUACCAGCUUAAUAAACUUAAGUUCACUAACACACCGUA